AUGGUCUUCCGGAUGUCCCUCUGGCGGCAGACCCUCAAGCAGGCCGGCGACGACCACCAGCAAAAGCUUGACGCCCUGACUCGCAGUGGUAACAAGACCAUUGCAUACCUGUGGGAAGUUGAUCUGGGACGGGCCGCCAAGGGCGAUGCUAGCGGCAGACUACCGCAGCUGCCGCUGCAGGUCCAGUGGUACCCCGAUUCAGCGCAUGUCAAGUGGUUCAACACCAGGGAGGACCUCACUCUCGCCACUCACCUCAAGGGCAAGGUCGUGGUCCUCGACUUUUGGACCUAUUGUUGCAUCAAUUGCAUACAACUGGUCCCCAAACUGCACGAGGUCGAGCAGCGGUAUGCAGGCAAUCCAGAGGUGGUGUUCGUGGGCGUGCACAGCCCUAAAUUCGAGAACGAGAAGGAGGACGCCAGCGUGAGGGACGCCAUCAUCAAACACGAAAUCGACCACCCCUGCGUCAACGACCCCGAUCGUCACCUAUGGAGACACAUUGGCGCGGGCGGGUGGCCUUCGCUGGCGGUGAUCUCGCCAUCGGGGAGCCUCGUGUACAUCACCGUGGGCGGCGGGCAGCAGAAGAUGAACGAACUCCAAGCGCUCGUCGACUCCCUGCUCCUCCUCUAUGCGGCCGAGUCCGAUCUGCGCCAGAUCCGCAGGCAAGUGGUCGAGUUCACGCAGCGCAGGAAGGCCUCGAGCGACGACGAUGGCGAUGGUAGCCAGCAGGCUGAGCCACAGACGACCGUGGUGGACAAGGGGAAGCAAAAUGACGUCGACGACGAUGACGAAGAAGAAGAUGAUGGUCAGGCAUUGCCUCCGCUCAAUCGCAAGCCGGUCCAGCUCGCGCUCGAGAAGGACAAGCUGGCCCUGGGCCAGGCGCCCCUACGGUUUCCACACGGCGUAGCGGUCGAUCGCGAGGGUGACCGAAUGUUCGUCGCCGACUCGGGCCACCACCGCAUUCUCGUGCUCUCCCUCGACGGCGCGUUCAGGACAGCAAUCGGCAGCGACGAUGCCACUACUGGUCUCGUGGACGGAGACUACGCCACCGCACGCUUUCAUUCUCCGCUCGGCCUGUCCUACGCCGGUGAAGACAAGCUGUACGUGGCCGACAGCGAGAAUCACUGCAUUCGCUGCGUCCGGCUGGCCGAGGAGCGGGUGGUGACCGUGGCCGGCACAGGGCAGCGAGGCUACGAGCGGAAGGGCGGCGGAAGGGCGCUCGAGUGGAGCCUAAGCAACCCGUGGGACGUGGCCAGCCACGGGCACGACCUCUAUAUUGCCAUGGCCGGCACCCACCAGAUAUGGAAGUACAACGAACAGAGCGAAGAGAUCUCGCUGGUGAGCGGAAGCGGGUCGGAGCUAAACUUCAACCAUGAUGACGACAUCUUGCAGUCGGGCUGGGCGCAGCCAUCAGGAUUGAGUGUGGCCCACGACAGCAAAAAGGGCGACGUGUCCCUCUUCGUGGCCGACGCCGAAUCGAGCACCGUGCGCGCCACACACUUCGGACAGGAUCGGAGCUAUACCGAGACUAUCGUCGGCGGAGGGCUGGACCCAUCGGACCUGUUCGCCUUCGGCGACGCCGACGGCAAGGGCACGGCCGCGCGGUUGCAGCACCCGCUGGGCGUGCUCUACAUUCCGGCGGCCGCCGGAGCGGCGAGGAAGGGGCUCGGAGGCUCCGUGGUGGUUUCGGACACCUACAACCACCGCCUCAAGCUCGUCGAUCCACGCAAGAAGGCCGUCGUCACUCUCGCCGGCACCGGCCGCGCGGCACUGAUCGACGGAACCGGGGUCGAGGCCGCGUUUGCAGAGCCGACCGGCCUGGCCCUGCACUCUUUGAACGGAUCAGGAGAGCCGGUCGUGGUGGUGUGCGAUACCAACAACCAUGCGCUGAGGUUGCUCAACCUCGCAACGCGCGGGGUGAAGACGCUCGAUAUCACGGGCGUCCCCAGGCUGACUGCGGCCGUGCCCGAGCCUUCAACGACGACCGAUUCCACGCGGCCCGUUCCGGCCUACCUCGGCCUCCAGCGCCAGCCCAUCGAGGCGACGCUGCACGUGGCCGACACGCCCAACGGUCAGUUUGCGCUGAAGCUUACCGCACCCCCAAAACACCACAUUUCCGCCGGGGAAUGGAAGGUCCAUCUGGUCCCGGAGUCGUGGAUCAAGUUGGCCCAGGCGAAGGGCCGCUUGCCCGGUCGGGCGGAAGAUGACGGAGCCGUCGUCAUCGGCUUCACGAUCGAGGCGCUGGCGAAGACGAAGCCGAAGAAAAGAACGAAGCGCGACGAGGUGGUAUACGUCGAGGCCAAGGCCUACUUUUGCGCGGACGAGGUGGAGGGCGAAGGAGAAGGGGAAGAUGAUGGUGGAGUGUGUCAAAGCGACGCCAUCGUGUUCGAGAUCAAGCUGCGCAUCACCGACAAGGAGCCGAAGAUGACGACAGCAAUGACCAACGUCAUAGCCCUCAACCACAGCUUUGCAAUUAUGCACCCUCGAGACCGACCACUCUUGGCGCGGCCGCCGCGCCUGCGGCCUCCGUUGGCGUGGCCCGGUGCGGCUCGGAUGGCGCGCACCAGCUCGAUGAAGGCCUCGUCGAUGUUGAUGCGCGACUUGGCCGACGACUCCAGGAAUCUGCAGCCGCCCCAGGACUCGGCCAGCCGGGCGCCUUCCCGGGCCGCCACCACGCGCUUGGUGUCGGCCAGAUCGCACUUGUUCGCCACCAGCACCGUGGGCACAGUGGCGGUGUUCUGCGCGUGCAAGACCUCGUCCCUGAACCGCGCCACCUCGUCAAACGAGUCGCGGGAGGUCAUGUCGUAG
Acanthamoeba castellanii str. Neff is the source of this 2805-nucleotide messenger RNA. RefSeq names its product NHL repeat containing 2 isoform 3, putative. The record is from RefSeq and is a predicted model, not a curated record. The transcript has 16 exons. Bases 1 to 2805 code for a protein of 934 amino acids. Gene Ontology annotation, molecular function: protein binding. Lineage: Eukaryota; Discosea; Longamoebia; Acanthamoebidae.